Molecule: messenger RNA, 7182 nt
Organism: Bombyx mori (domestic silkworm)
Lineage: Eukaryota; Metazoa; Arthropoda; Insecta; Lepidoptera; Bombycidae
Gene: Mlf
Product: myeloid leukemia factor
Exons: 8
Coding region: 224-1039 (271 amino acids)
Biological process (GO): regulation of DNA-templated transcription
Cellular component (GO): cytoplasm; nucleus
Source: RefSeq, a predicted model, not a curated record
AUACCGACCUAUACCUGUCUAUUAAAAUUUAGUCUGUGGUGUAAAGAGGUUUGUGGAUUUCGGUUCCCGAACAUUGCUAUUUGCUAGAGUUUUCGAAACGAUUUCAUUCCGGUGCCCGUAACCACUAAUAAAGUAAUAAAACACGAUCAAAUAGUAGUGUUAUUAUUGAAUCUUAAAUUUAUUCUACUUGUGAAUUGUGAGUUGUUGGUAACAGUGCAUUAAUAUGUCUCUGUUUGGGUCCUUGAUGGCCGACGUGGAGGACGAUCCAUUUUUCGGGUCGCACAUGCGGCACAUGCGUCAGAUGAACAACAUGAUGAACUCUCUGUUCGCGGACCCCUUCGGGAUGUUCGGUGGUGAGAACCACAUGGCGAUUAUGGGACCACGGCAUAACACCGCAUUGAUGCCAUUUAUGCCACAAAUGCCUUCGAUGAAUCGACUUUUUAGAGAUAUGGAUGGUGGAAAUAUGAGUGCAGGCAGCUCUUUCAGCAGCAGUACCGUUGUGAUGUCCAGUGGUCCGAACGGUAAACCCCAGGUGUACAGUUCUACAAGCAGUACAAAAGUUGGUCCCAAUGGUAUUAAAGAAACCCGCAAGACACUCCAGGACUCAAGAACUGGCACAAAGAAAAUGGCCAUAGGCCACCACAUCGGCGAGCGGGGCCACGUGAUCGAGCGCGAACAGAACGUGUACACGGGGGACGCGGAAGAGCGCCAGGAGUUCAUCAACCUCGAGGAGGAGGAGGCCGCAGACUUUGACAGGGAGUUCCAGAACAAAGCCGGCAUGGCGACGGGGCGACCCCGCGCUGCCAUCGCCCCGGCCCCCGCCCCCGCCCCCGCGCGACAGCACGAGCGACUCGCCCUGCCCGCGCCGCCACCGCACCGGGCCGCGCCCGCACCGCGCCGCGCGCUGCGCACCGCCCGCGCCGGCGCCAGCCCGCUCGCCUGCCCGCACAGUGGGGUACGCGAGGUGUACGGCGGUUCGCACCCUCAACGACACAGGGCGCGCUCGUACCGCCCCCACCGACACGUGACGUACCAUUAAAACGUUUACUGGCAACACUGUGAAGGGGGCUUAUCUGUAUUCCGAUGUUGCCAUGUUCUGUUCGAAAAGUUUCUUUUUGUUUUUUUGUCACGAAUAUUUUCGUUGUUUACAAAUGUAAAAAUUCAAUGUGGUUUCGAUUUGUUUUUGCAAAAAUUUCUAAUUUAUAAUAUGUUUUUGAUGGUUCGUUUUUAGGUUUACUAUGAAUUUCCUGUACAUGUAUGUAAUGUAAAUGUGGAUAAGCUCCCUUUGGCGAAAAACGUACGAUGGAUAUGCGAAGCGAUAGCGACUAUCUAUAUGUUUAUAAUUUUUGAGGUUUAGAAAAAUGUCAAGUGGAUUUAAUGUCAUCGCGUAGCUUCGAAGUGGAAGAACAGAUAAGUUCAUUAGACUGGAACUAGUGUUUUAGUUUCAUGCGUUCAAACUAGAUGGCGUUAAACUGGACGGAGCACAGAUGUGUUUGGUUUUGAGAAUUUAUCGUGAUGGCAUUACCUGCACCGGAUCAUCAACCUUAAGUCGAAUUGCGUACCGCUUAAAAUCGAUCGAUUCCUUUUAAUAGUUUUGAAGGUUAUAAAAAAGUGUAGGUAGUAAGUAUUGGCAGCGAGCAAACGUUAUCGGAACGUGAAGUGUGCUCACGAGUGCUCAAUGUUGUUUGUCCCUUUGCAAUGUAUUCGUAUUGUCGAAGGUUUUCCUGCAAGUUGUAUGGAUCGUCUAGGAGAAUAUUAAUAACCUUCAAAACGUUUGCGAUUGAUGUUUAAUUUAACGAUCUUAUUAUUAUUAUUAUUUUACGUAUAAAUUAGUUUAAAAUAAGUUCCUUUUUACAUAUAAUUCAGCCAGCACGUUCGAUCGCGCAGUUUGAGCGUUUGAGCAGAUUUGUUUUUGUGUCGAUUUUCGGAUUUACAGUCACAAAACUUAUGUAACAGGUUAACGAUUGUGUGAGAUUCAAUGAAGUUGGUUGAAGCGUUAUAUUUAAAGUAUAGCCACUCUUUUCGUGCACGCGCUGCGUCGCAUCGCAUAGCUCUUAAUGUAGUACUAAUCAACCAGUAGUCGUAUAAAAACAUACAGCCUUCCCUCUCGUACCAAGAGAUCCAAGUGGAUGUUUAUAUUGGUUAUGCUGUAACCAACAUGAUCCCGAUUAAGUAUAGCAGAAAGCUGAUCAGCUUGGACCGAUUUAAAAAAAAAAGGAGGGGCAUCGUUUUGUCACUGUGUUUCAGUUUACAUAUUAUUAUUUAGUUUUCAUUUUUUUUUUUAUGUCGCUAUCGCAAAUGUUCGAGAAUAUUUUUUUCUUUUCACUUAACAACUGAUCAAAAUUAAUUUGGAAUUGACACGCAAAAUAAAUAUUCUCAGUGAUGGAUUCUCUCAUUAAUGGUCUUUUUUUAUUUUAUUUACUCUUGUAUUGAUUUUUUUUAAUUGGAUUUUUUGUGUUUGAUUGUACUUAUUCGAAUACAAACCGGAGAAACAUUACAGCCUGAUUGCAGGUCGAUUCGAUCGAGGGAUUAAAGAUAAAAAGGAUUUGAGGGGGAUAUUAUCGUUGCAAUGUGUGUGUAUUGUUUUGAGAUUGCAAACAUGAUGUUUAUUGGUUCUAAAUUAAUAGCUUUUUUUUUUAUUUGGUUUAUUAUGAAUAUUACCUGGCUCCCUUUUGAAUGGCACCGUUUAAUACGUCAAGCACGAAAAUCUAUCGAAUUCGUAAAGUAAAUGUAUCGUGGUCCUAAAUUAGUAGUUUUUAUUAACAAAAAAACAAGACAAAAUCAACCGCUUUACACAAGAGUAGAAUCGAUCAGGACUAUAAACGACGAAAGAACAGAAACAAAUCAUUUUCAUAGAGAUUCGAACAACUUCGCAAGUAUUGAGUUUGUUUACUAAACUGUGACGUCACUGCGUAGUUAUGUGAGAGCAUCGAUAGCCGGCCACGCUAAGAUUGAUUUAUAUGAUUAAAAAAGGUAGUGGAAAAUAUUUCUUAUGUAAUUGAAAUAAAACUAGCCGAAACACAGCUGAAUAAAGUCGAAUAUCCUAUAACAAUAUUUUCACGCAGUCUUCUAUGGAAACUAAACAGUAUAAUGUAAUGUAUAAUGUAGAGAUAUGAACUGGGCUAAUAUAUACUGAGGUGGAAUAUAAGGUUUUGGUUUCAGUUCCUCUAAAAUAAAAUAAAUAAUUGCAAGUACCUAUCUUGACGGACGUUUACUGUUUGCAAUUUGGUUAGUGAACGCAUAGUCGACGCCGACUGCGCUUAAAUCGAUUACUUGUUUUGACUUUAAUAACGAUAUUUCCUUAUAAUAAUAUAAUACCGUAUAUAUUCCAUAAAAUAAAUAAAAAAAUCCCCAAUAUAUAGGCUUUGUAAAGUUAGAGUUUAAUUAAUAUAAUAAUAUCCUUCGACACCAGUACCACCGAUACAAAACCGUCUAUGACUUGAUAUAUACAGGCUGUUCAAAUUUUCUUAAAAGUAUUUUGUUUUUUUUUUGUAUAGUAUCUAAUUUUAGAAAAGUGUCGAAAAUGGCUAUAAUUAAAAUUAAACAUUGCACUUUUAUGAAGAGCCUACGUCUUCAUAUUUCGUUAGAAGUGUCUUUUUUUAUUUGACGUGCCUUUGGAUUGUUUGUUUGCAUUUGUUUACUUGGAUAUCCUAAAUUUCUUACUUACUAAUGGUCGAUUUUACGAAACAUAAAUAGCGUCACAAGCUAAACAAUACAACAGAGUAAGUAUCUUGCGAAUGAAUUUAGUGAUAUUUCUCUGGUUGUCGAUAUUUAAUUUAUAUACAGGACACGUAAAAUUAUGAAAUACAAACAUGAUAUUUCGAAUGAACUAAAGCUUUUUCAUUCUAAUGAUCGGUUUUUUCAGCAAUAAAAAUAUCGUUUUAGGAUGUGAUGUUUACGGAUCUCAUGUGAUACGGACAUCACCCCACUCUGUAUUUUGAUAUAUGAAAUAUAUGAUACCUAAAUUAAAUAUUCACUAAUCUGUUUGUACGAUUUGAACAGCCUGUAUUAGUCAACUCAACAAGUAACUCGAACAAAAAUUACUGACUCGUGACAUUAAUUAUCAUCGAUUGAUUGCGUUUCGCUUUAAAAUUGGAAUCUCAAAAACAAAUACAUAUCAUUAUUUUGUUGCUUUUGAAAAUUAUGCGAGAUAAUGUCUAACGGCUCCGUUAUAUAGCGUUCGAAAUACUUGCCGAGACUUGCUCGUGCAACUGCUUUCAGACUACGCUAUACUAUAGUGCCAUAUAGUAUAGCAGCGUAUACUUAGCCAAUAAUUAUAUAGUACAGUACAGUGUAAACGUGUCCCAUAACAAUGUAUCGUACGCAAUAUUGUUGUGCUAUGAGCUAUAUGCUAUUAUAUUAUAGCGUAGUCUGAAAGCAGCUUAAACUUCAAUUUGCUAUGUCUAAUAGGGACAGUUAUUCUAAAAUGUGGGUAUAAGUUUUAAAUUUAAACAAAUAACGGCAAUUCUAAUUUCUCUAAAUUCUCUAAAAUAAUAUUUGAGAAACAUCUAUGCUAUUCCCAGGCGUCGAGUGUACAGCUCUUCGUAAAAAAAGGACACAAUACUAAUUUAACAGUCGCGUUAAUGGAGACUUACAUUAAAGCAUCGAGUGUAUUUUCAUUAUCUUCAACAGCAUAAAGUCUAUAUUCGUGUGUCAAAGAAAUAUGUGUCCAUUUUCGAUGUAACCACUUUUUAACUGAUAGGCAUUACCUACUCGUAUUAUGUAAAAGGUGUUAGUUGAAAAUUGUAGUUGCAAACUGUAUGAUAAUUGAUUGAUAGUUAAAGUUAUCACCAUUACUCCUACUGCUGGACCCAGGUAAGUUUUUAGUAGGCGGCUAGUGUAAUGGGCUGGUCACGUAUGACCCAAGAAUCGCUGGUCGGGAACGAGCUAUUGGGUUAAGGCAGGUGAAGUAGUGGCUCGCAUUGAUGAGGAUAAAUUACCGCAUUAACAGCGCCUAUUGUAUUCUAUCUACCAGUGCGUGAGUAAGGGAUUGUAUCAUCCAGAGGUGGCGUUACCAAUGGCGUAGCAGUGUUUGGAAGCGUCGGACUCGGCACUGUUAAUGAACCCGAGUUUUAAGAGUUAGUGAAGAUGAAACGAGACGAUAGAGAGAUGAGAGAUAUGAAGUUGAGACCUGUUACAUUUGCACUUGUUCCAUUUUGACUGCGUGCUUACUAAACGCUAGGUGAUGAUUCCACAUGGGUGCUACGUAGGCUAGAGGCUAGAGACAUCAUUAGUAUGAGAAGUAACAGAGAGAGACCUACAUUUAAUUAUAUACCAAAUUCAUAUAGUUAAAAAAAAGUUGUGAAAAAAUCUGGAAGUAAUAAUCUCCAUAAUCAACCAACCACAAUCUCUGGUUUCUAAAGUAAAGGAAGUAAUCUUAGUUUGGUGUCAGAUGUGCGUUUGAUUUGUCCCGGACAUAUUUUUAAUGGUACAAUGGGCGAUGUAAAUGAGAUGGACGAAUUUUCAGCGAAAAAGAAUAAUUCACGAGUGGAAAAUUGGGGUGUUCUCUGCGAUAAGAUCCAAGGGUUUUUUAAGACGUUCAAAAGUCAGGAUAUAUUGUCACUUAAUCACGUUCGUAUCUAUUGCAGAAGAAAUAGCCUUCACAUACAGUUUAUUUUUAUUUAGAUAGCGUAAUCGAUAUAAAAGUGUAAUUUAAUAUUAAUGUGUAUGUAUUUAGUUAAUAAUUAUAAUAUGUAUGUGUGUUACGAUGUUUUGUGGGGAUUUUUGUUUUCAUCAUCAUACGAUAUAACUUGACGAAACUUAAUGUUAGUCUGUGCUUUUUGUAUUCUGUGAGUUCCAUGCGGUUUGUUUGCAUUUGAUUAAAAGUUAACACUUUGCACAAUGAUAUUUUAUAUGUAAAAAGAAGCAGAUAUGUUUCAAGCGCACGUCAAGUGAAGACUCGAAAACAGGCCAAUUGGGACGUUUCAACUUUAGUCGCGUCUAAACAAAUGCACUAAUAAUAUAACAAGUGCAAUCGUUCCAAUUAUAGGUAUCUUUUUUACUCACGCGCUUAUCCCAUCUUUUGUACUUUUCAUUAAUGCUAUUUGUCAACAUGUGUGUGCACUAUAUCGGUUGGUAUGUAGAUAUAUAUGGCGCGAUCAGAUUUGAAGAGUCAGUUACUAUGAAGAUAACAUAUCUGUUGUAUAAAAAAUCAUUGACUUUGCAUAAAACUUCGAACAUAAAAAAGUUUUAAUGAAAAUAAUAUCCCCACAAAAUAUUUGAACGACAAUUGACAUCUGUCAAAUGUAUCAAGCGAAAACCUAUUUUAGAUCCUUUACCUUCUCAUGGUCGUUUUCAAAGAAGAGGGUGCAUGGUCGUCGCGACAUUAAAAUCGGUUUAGAAAUAUGUAUUUAAUGUAUGUUUAAGAUAAGGCUAUAUUUGCAUGGCAAGGAGUCCGGGGAAAUGUUCGCUCGAUUUUUCAUUUUAAAAAGAAAAUAACUUUCCCAAUAAAUAAUCACAAGUUUUAAAUGUCCCAUUCAGAUACGUGAAUUUAAUAAGAACUAUUUGAAACAUUUUGACAAAUAUUAAUUGUAAUUAAAAAGGUUUUAAAACGGACACAAUAAAUAAAUAAAAAAUGGCGUGUGUCAAAUUAAAAUAGAAAUUAAAUCUCGGAUCUUUUAUUUAAUUGCUUAUACACAGAUUACUGUUUUGUUUUGUUUUGUUUUUUAUCCGGCUCUUUUUGUGAUUACACUAUAAAGUUUAGAUAAUAAUCAUUGAGAGUAAUUCUAUUCUGAACAAAAGGUUCAUAGAAGUCUAUAAUAACCUGUUAGAAGAAAAUUACAAAAGAUGAAGUUCCGACUUUAUGGUUUUGAUGUCGAGUUUUUUUUUUCUCUAUGUACCGAAUGCGAUUGGUUAUCUGUAAUUAAGGAUUUGACUAUUCAGUUUGCCCGUAAAACUUGCCAUGUAAAUCAAUAAUGUUAGAUGCACAUCCCUCGCCAUACUUGUGGCCCUUGUGGUGAACGCACAAAAUAAGACCUUGUUUGGUGGAUGUUAAGGUUUCAUUCCUAAACGUGUCUUCGUGGAUAGGCCAAGCAGGCGCCGCGCCCCACGGCUAGACUUGAAUAGACUCGAGAUAUAAAUAUAUAUUUUCUUAGAAGUAAUUAUUGAUGUUAGAUUUAAAAGAACCAAUCUUUCUCUUCGUUCGUGUGAUCGUUAGAAUAAUAAAAAAAAUUAGAAAUAAAA